This is a messenger RNA of Arabidopsis arenosa, 2328 nucleotides long. The record is from the annotation of a GenBank genome assembly. Lineage: Eukaryota; Viridiplantae; Streptophyta; Magnoliopsida; Brassicales; Brassicaceae.
CAUCCAUCGUCGACGACCACCGGAGAUCAGAGUCACCGUACCAAAACUUCAUUUGCCUUCUUAAAGAUUUGUUUUAUAAUCAAUCAAUUGAAUCGGAAUAAAUACCUCAACAGAAAUGAGUAACGAGCUUCUCACCAUCGAUCCUGUCGACCUUCAAUUCCCUUUUGAAUUGAAGAAGCAGAUCUCUUGUUCUCUCUAUUUGGGUAACAAGACCGAUAAUUAUGUCGCCUUCAAGGUUAAGACGACGAAUCCAAAGAAGUACUGCGUUAGGCCUAAUACUGGUGUUGUUCAUCCCAGAUCCUCUUCUGAAGUUUUAGUGACCAUGCAAGCUCAAAAGGAAGCUCCCGCUGAUAUGCAGUGUAAAGAUAAGUUCUUGCUUCAAUGUGUAGUAGCUAGUCCCGGAGCCACCCCCAAGGAUGUUACUCAUGAGAUGUUUAGCAAAGAGGCAGGGCAUCGAGUCGAAGAGACUAAAUUGAGAGUUAUCUAUGUUGCUCCACCACGACCACCAUCACCGGUUCGAGAAGGAUCUGAAGAGGGCUCUUCACCAAGGGCUUCUGUCUCUGAUAAUGGGAAUGCUUCUGAUUUUACUGCUGCUCCAAGAUUUAGCGCGGACAGGGUUGAUGCUCAGGAUAACUCAUCUGAGGCAAGAGCAUUGGUCACAAGACUCACCGAGGAAAAGAACUCUGCGGUUCAACUGAACAACAGGCUUCAACAAGAAUUGGACCAGUUGAAGCGUGAAAGCAAGAGAAGUCAGAGUGGUGGAAUCCCGUUCAUGUACGUUCUUCUGGUCGGACUAAUCGCAAUGGCGUCUUUUGCUGAACUUGUUUUAUCAACUUCUCGCUGUACAUGCCCUUGCCGUUCAUUCUCUAAAAAACCCUUAAUUCUUCCCCCUUUAUCUGGUCUGCGUCUCGUCGGUGGUGAUACCAAACCAUUGUUUCGUUCCGGCCUUGGUCCGGUUUCUGUUAAACGGCGUUUCCUCACUGCCGUUGCUCGAGCUGAAUCAGACCAGCUUGGUGAUGAUGACAACGCAAAGGGAAUUGAUAGAAUCCAUGACUUGCAAAAUGUGGAAGAUAAGCAGAAGAAAGCAAGCCAGCUUAAGAAAAGAGUGAUCUUUGGUAUUGGCAUUGGAUUACCUGUUGGAUGUGUUGUGUUAGCUGGAGGAUGGGUUUUCACUGUAGCCUUAGCAGCUUCUGUUUUUAUCGGUUCCCGCGAAUAUUUCGAGCUCGUUAGAAGUAGAGGCAUAGCUAAAGGAAUGACACCUCCUCCACGAUAUGUAUCUCGAGUUUGCUCAGUUAUAUGUGCCCUUAUGCCCAUACUUACACUGUACUUUGGUAACAUUGAUAUAUUGGUGACAUCCGCAGCAUUUCUGGUUGCAAUAGCAUUGUUAGUACAGAGAGGAUCCCCACGUUUUGCUCAACUGAGUAGUACAAUGUUUGGUCUAUUUUACUGUGGUUAUCUCCCUUGUUUCUGGGUUAAGCUUCGCUGUGGUUUAGCUGCUCCUGCGCUUAACACUGGUAUUGGAAGGACAUGGCCAAUUCUUCUUGGUGGUCAAGCUCAUUGGACAGUUGGACUUGUGGCAACAUUGAUUUCUUUUAGCGGUGUAAUUGCGACGGACACAUUUGCUUUUCUCGGUGGCAAGGCUUUUGGUAGGACACCCCUUACUAGUAUUAGUCCCAAAAAGACAUGGGAGGGGACUAUUGUAGGACUUGUUGGUUGUAUAGCCAUAACCAUUCUACUCUCUAGAUCUCUUAGUUGGCCUCAAUCUCUGUUCAGCUCAAUAGCUUUUGGGUUUCUUAACUUCUUUGGGUCAGUCUUUGGUGAUCUUACUGAAUCAAUGAUCAAGCGUGAUGCCGGCGUCAAAGACUCUGGUUCACUCAUCCCAGGACACGGUGGAAUAUUAGAUAGAGUUGAUAGUUACAUUUUCACCGGUGCACUAGCUUAUUCAUUCAUCAAAACAUCCCUAAGACUUUAUGGAGUUCGAUGAUCUACCGGAAAUACCAUAGCUUCAGGAAACUUACAAGCAUUUCCACGAUAAAAUCCGGCAAUGUAGCUGUGAAACAAAUGGUGCAGUGUUCACUGUUGUUACCUUUGAAAGAUGCAGAGGACUAGGAGGUGAAAGCAGAGCCGGUAUGUUGCUUCUUGGUACGAUGUAACAAUCGGUUUGCGUUUGGUUUAUGUUUGAUAGUUGACCCAAAAGGGCAGUCUUUUGGGGUGCAUAAUUUGGUAGUCAUACGAAUUAUUAUUUUCAUCUUUUAAUUUUUAGAUAAAUUAUAAGCUCCUUAGGAACUCUUUCUUCUUAUGGAAAAUGUAUAAAGUUUGACUUUAUUA